This is a messenger RNA of Acanthosepion pharaonis, 738 nucleotides long. NCBI's taxonomy places the organism in Eukaryota, Metazoa, Mollusca, Cephalopoda, Sepiida, Sepiidae. The record is from the annotation of a GenBank genome assembly.
AUGACAUCUUUCUUUUUUUCUCUAUUCGCUUAUUUCUUUCACUGUUUCCUUUCUAUCCUUUCUUUUUUUUCUUUUUCUUCAAUUCUUUUAUUUCUUUCUUUAGUUUUCUCACUAUUUUUCCUUACUCUCAAUUUCACACACAGCACCCGCUUCAGUAUAUUCCUUUCUUCCCGUUCUUCCCUUUCUUCUUCGUUUUCCAGUAGUUGUUAUGGUGGCUGUCCUCUGGAGAGUAAUAAUAGUAGCAGAAGCAGCAGCAGUCAUGUCGAAAUAGUCCCAAUCAGGGAAAUACGAUGCAGCAAGAUUCUAUGUUGGAGUAACCGGCUCUCCCCUCCCACCCUCUCCCGACAACAAGUUCACUGUAUCUCGAUUUGUGAAGAUGAGACGGAUAUCAGGAGCGCAACACGAAAUUCCUCACGCAUGUUUGACAAUAAAAUCUAUCUAUCUCUCUAUCUAUCUAUCUAUCUAUCUAUCUAUCUAUCUAUCUAUCUAUCUAUCGAUCGAUCUCAUAUUUUUUUUCUUUCUAUCUAUCUAUCUAUCUAUCUAUCUAUCUAUCUAUCUAUCUAUCUGUAUGGUCCCAGAUUUUCCUUCGAUCCAUCCUUACCCAUAAUCAUUUCUCGUUAUGCCCUGAUUAUCUCCCUUUGUUCUUGUUUUUCGCUUCAUUAUUUUUUCCUAAAUUCUUUAUUUACUUCCUUUACAACCCAUAUCUAUUCAAUCGUUUUUUCGCAUUUACUCUUCUAA